AUGAUGCACUACCGCCUCAUUGUGCUCCUCUUACCAGUCAUGUGUGCACUGGCCGCCAUCCGCUGCUUCUCCGGACAAGAGACGUUCCCUGGGCAAGGAAUACCCUACAUACCAGGAAACACAAACUCUCCUUAUUCAGUGAAUUGCCCGAUGGCUGACUUUUGCUUCAACAGCUAUGUGAAGAGACAUCUCAACGGAGACGAAAGCUAUACGAUCACAAAAAGUUGUGGUGAACCGGGAAGAUGUUUUGAGGAAGGAUGCGUAGGUCCAAGUGAUGAGCGGAACUGCUGUUGCGUAGGGGAUUUGUGCAACUUGACUGGUAGCGCUACGAUUGGACUCGUCCUAUUAUUACUGACCACUUUCCGAAUUUUUUAA
This is a messenger RNA of Angiostrongylus costaricensis, 375 nucleotides long. The record is from the annotation of a GenBank genome assembly. NCBI's taxonomy places the organism in Eukaryota, Metazoa, Nematoda, Chromadorea, Rhabditida, Metastrongylidae.